AUGGCGAAACCUCAAAAUAAGCAAUACAACUGUGAAGUAUGCUCCGUUUCUGUUAAGAACUCUAUCAACCUGGCAAAGCACUGCAUCAAAACCGGACACCAAGUCGACCAGUGCUGCAAACCAUGCGUCAGGCGGUUCGGCAGCAAAGAAGCGCUGUCGCAGCACAAGCUUGACAAACACGGAAAAACUCGCAAAGUCGUGUCAGCGCAUCCCCAAAGACAACCAAACAACAACACCACUGAGAUUCCUGCGGCUGCCAAACCAUACUCUUUCCAGGAUCAAAGCUAUGCCCGUUUGGUGUCUCCCGAUGCGAACCUCGUUCACCAUUUUCUGACUUUGGACUGCCAUCCCAAUGAGCGCCUCAAACGGGAGGGCUACAUCUUACCCGACGACCUGAACAGAGGGUUUAACAUAACCCAGAAGAACGCAAACAUUAUAAGGCAAAGCAUCGCUACACCGGCCCCGAAUGCGCUUUUUCCUAAGAGAAAGGCCGUUGCCCUCGAUUGUGAGAUGGCAGGUGUUCGAGGUGGGGCCAGUGAACUGGUAUCGACAUGCAUCGUGGACUUCUUCUCUGGGGAGAUUCUGUUGAACUCCCUUGUGAAGCCUCGACAGCAGAUACCUGAUUGGAGAACUCAAAUCCAUGGUAUUGGACCUGCCAAGAUGUCCAUAGCCGUGGCGCGGAAGGAGGCAUUAGACGGGUGGGAAACCGCCCGCGAAGAGCUAUUCAACCUCGCCAAUGCAGAUACAGUCAUUGUAGGGCAGUCUCUCCACCACGAUCUGAAAGUCUUACGAGUAGUACACGCCCGAGUUCUCGAUACCGCUAUCCUGACUUCCGAUGCCGCAGCUAAUCCGGGUGUACAUUCCGCCAGAACAUGGGGCCUACAAUCACUGUGCGCGGAUCUCCUAGGCCUGCGUAUCCGUCAUGCGACGAUGAAGCACGACGUAGUAGAGGACACUAUGGCGACCCGAGAGGUUGCGCUUUGGUGUAUAUCCUAUCCCGAAAAGCUACAGGCUUGGGCGGAACGGGCACGGGCGACAGCAGCGGCUCAGAAGUUCAAACGGCCAAAUAACAGGCGGAAGAAAACGAAAAAGACAAAGCCAUUGCCGAUUACUCGCAAUGAGGACCAAAAUGGGUAUCACUUCAUGGACCCAUACGGCUACGAUGAUGAUGAUGAUGAGAUUCUUCGUUGGGAGGACGUGGUGGACUGGGACACUUGGCCAAAAUCGCCUCCGUAUUCCGAUUGA
Messenger RNA from Fusarium sp. VM40, 1245 nucleotides. The record is from the annotation of a GenBank genome assembly. Lineage: Eukaryota; Fungi; Ascomycota; Sordariomycetes; Hypocreales; Nectriaceae.